ACAUCUCAAAGCCUGCACGUAAGAACAUCUACUGAGAAAUUAUUUUAAGCAGACACCAGCUAAGUGGGGGGAGGAAAAAGAACAGAGGAGAACAAACAAAACUCCCGUGGUCUUGGAUGUAAGAGAACCCAGCAGCAAUGAACUGGUCCUUCUUCAGAACAGCUGCAGUGCUGUUCAUUUUCCUGGUGGUGCUGGAAGUUAACAGUGAAUUUCAAAUCCAGUUUAGAGAUUAUAACACUAAAAAUGGCACCAUCAAGUGGCAUUCCAUCAGGAGGCAAAAACGUGAGUGGAUCAAGUUUGCUGCAGCCUGCCGUGAAGGUGAGGACAACUCAAAGAGGAACCCAAUUGCCAAAAUUCACUCAGAUUGUGCUGCAAACCAGCAAGUUACAUACCUCAUCUCUGGAGUAGGAAUUGAUCAACCACCUUACGGAAUCUUUGUUAUUAAUCAAAAAACUGGUGAAAUUAAUAUAACAGCCAAAGUUGAUCGAGAGGUCACCCCUUUUUUCAUUAUCUAUUGUCGGGCUGUGAAUUCACUGGGCCAAGAUUUGGAGAGAGUUCUUGAGCUCAGAGUCAGGGUUUUGGAUAUAAAUGACAACCCUCCAGUAUUUUCUAUGUCUACUUUUCUAGGACAAAUAGAAGAAAAUUCUAAUGCCAAUACACUGGUGAUGAUACUCAAUGCUACUGAUGCAGAUGAACCGAAUAAUUUGAACUCAAAAAUAGCCUUCAAGAUUGUAAGACAAGAACCUUCUGAUUCAGCAAUGUUUAUUAUCAACAGAUACACUGCAGAAAUUCGAACAAUGAAUAAUUUUCUGGACAGAGAGCAAUAUGGCCAGUACUCUCUAGUUGUAAGAGGCUCAGACCGAGAUGGUGGGGCAGAUGGUAUGGCAGCAGAGUGUGAAUGCAGCAUUAAAGUCCUCGAUGUCAAUGAUAACAUCCCAUACAUGGAACAGUCAGCAUAUUCCAUAAAUAUUGAAGAAAAUGUUCUAAAUUCAAAUUUGCUCCAGAUAAGAAUAAUUGAUUUGGAUGAGGAGUUCUCAGCUAACUGGAUGGCAGUCAUUUUCUUUAUCUCUGGAAAUGAGGGAAAUUGGUUUGACAUAGAAAUGAAUGAAAGAACAAAUGUAGGAACUUUAAAGGUUAUUAAGCCCCUAGAUUAUGAAGCUGUGAAGAAUCUGCAACUUAGUCUUGGUGUUAGAAAUAAAGCUGAAUUUCAUCAAUCAAUUAUGUCUCAAUAUAAACUCAGAGCAACUGUAGUCUCUGUGACUGUGUUAAAUGUAGUUGAAGGCUCAGUGUUCCGUCCAAGUUCAAAGACAUUUGUAGUAACUAGAGAGAUGGGACAAAACUAUCAAUUGGGAGACUUUAUAGCUACUGAUCUGGACACAGGUCUACCUUCAACCACUGUUAGAUAUGUAAUGGCAAGGAAUCCAGCUGGCCUAAUCACUAUUGACUCAAAAACAGGCAUAAUUAUUUUGAGAAAUAAAGCUACAGUUCAACAAUAUAAAAUACUUAGGGGAAAAUACCAAGGAACAAUUCUAGCUAUAGAUGAUGCUCUUCAAAGAACUUCUACUGGUACAAUUAUUAUUAAUCUUGAAAGUAGUUCCUGGAAAAAUGAUUCAUCGUCUAAUAAAAAUAAUACCAGUACUAGCACAAAUGGCCUUACUUCCUCAGAUGUUACUACUAAUACCUACAUAAACAGUGCCAGGAUUCAAACAAAUAAUGCCUCUGUAGGUCACACCAGUGCUUUACGGAAAACAAACAAAAAUAAUAUACAUUUUGGUCCUGCUAGCAUUGGACUACUCAUCAUGGGAUUCUUGAUCCUAGGAUUGGUCCCAGUUUUGUUGAUGUUUUGUGACUGUGGAGGUGUCCCUGGUUCUGGGGCCAGAUUUAAGCCUGUUCCUGAAUGUUUGGAUGGAGCAAUUCAUUCGUGGGCAGUGGAAGGAGCGCAGCCCAAACGUGCGGAUUUGACCAAUAUCUGUGCACCACAAAUACCACCCAAUAAUGCAGAUAUUAUUGAGUGCAUUGACAACUCAGGGGUUUACACAAAUGAGUAUCGUGGCAGAAAAAUACAAGAUCUGGGAGGAGGAGAAAGAACGACAACAUUGGAACUACUGGAUGCAGGUAAAACAUCAGGAACACGUAAGAUAGGUCAAGAAAAUUCUGGAACAUUAAGAAGAAGUUCUAUAAGGGAAUGUAGACAAGGAGGGCUGAAUAUGAACUUCAUGGAAAAUUACUUCUGCCAGAAAGCAUAUGCUUAUGCAGAUGAAGACGAAGCACGCCCAUCCAAUGACUGUUUGCUCAUAUAUGAUAUUGAAGGGGUAGGUUCCCCUGCAGGCUCUGUGGGUUGUUGUAGCUUCAUUGGAGAAGACUUGGAUGACAGCUAUUUGGAUACACUGGGGACUAAAUUUAAGAAGUUGGCAGAUAUCAGCCUGGGAAAAGAGGUUGAACCAUAUCCAGACCCUGAUCCCUCUUGGCCACCUGACAGCACUGAACUGAUCUGCCCUCUGCAGGGAACAGAGCCCAUUGGUAGUGGACACCCACACAUCUCCCCACAUUUCGGCACCACCACCAUCAUUUCUGAGAGUAACUACCCCUCGGAACCUGGGGUACAGCAUCCUAUUCCUGAUCCUCUGGGCUAUGGUAAUGUCACUUUAACUGAGUCUUACACCACCUUGAGCACUCUGAAGCCUUCUGUCCACGUUCACGAUAACCGACAUGCAUCAAACGUAGUGGUGACAGAGAGGGUGGUCAGCCCAAUCUCUGGUGCCAAUCUGAAUGGGAUGUUAGAGAUGCCUGACUUGAGAGAUGGGUCAAAUGUUAUAGUGACAGAAAGGGUGAUAACACCCAGUUCAAGCCUGCCCUCCACUUUGACCAUCCCUGAUCCUAGAGAGUCUUCAAAUGUAGUCGUGACAGAAAGAGUAAUCCAGCCAACUUCCGGCCUGGUGGGCAAUCUGAGUGUGCACCCCGAUGUAUCAAACACCCGCGAUGUGGUUGUGACAGAGAAGGUAGUUUCAGGCUCCAGUAUAACUGGCAUUAGUGGCCCAGCUGGGUUAGGUGGAGGCAGUGGCAUAGGCAGCAGUGGCCUGAUGGGCAACGGUGGUGGCAUUGGGCUGAGCAGCCUGGAAGGGGGCGGGGGCCUGAGUAGCAGCAUCGGGGGCACAUCCACCACUGGCCACUUGAGGGGCUCCUCUGAGCAUCACUUUAGCAAUGCCCUAGGAUCUGCCUCCCCUAUCACAGCCCAAAGUCGAAUCACAAAGUACAGUACAGGACAAUAUGCCAAGUAGCCAGGACCCCAGCACGCUUCUUCUCAGUAAUUGUGAUUUAGGUUUAAUUCCCACCACCCAAAAACUAACAAUGUGAUUUAUGACAAUCGGGUGCUAAGAAAAUUGUGGUACAAGGUGAGACACCUCAGUGAGAAAAAUAGAUGGAAAUAGUGCUGUUGGGCAAGAGCUCUCCUGAGCAUUUGUAAACUUUCUUCUUCUAGUCAUACUAACAGAAUCAUGACCGUGAACUAAAACUUGAGACAGGCUCUUCUUGGUGCCUGGAUGGCCUGUAGGGUCUUCUUGGCUUUUGUGUGGACUGUAGUGUAUCUCCAGCACACAGAAUAAAUAAAACUUGGUCAUGUAAAAGCACUGGCCUUAAGAUGGCAAUUGGCAUCAGUCUCCUUGCUCUGUUUUGAAUUGCCAUGUAGCCCAGGCAAUAUUUAAAUAAAACUAAACAUGCAAUAUGCACUCAAGUAUGUGGGAAGGAUUUGAAAUAUGCCCCAAAUGCCUUGUCAAUUUCGCAGAUAAUAUAAAUAAAAAUCCAAUCACAUAUUUAGACCAGGGUUAACCAUUAAAGAAAAAAAAAUGGCUACUCAGCCAAGUCCACAAGCCACCAAGCACUCCCACCUUAAUAACUGCACUAGAUAAAACAAACUUCAAAUUAGGAAGUUUUUCCUGGGAGGGAAAUUCCAUAAGAGGGUGGCAACAUAGUGAGAUUGAUUGGGAGUGAACUGGCAUCAUCUGAGUCUAGAUCUCGAGAUGGGGCUUCAGCUAUAAUUCCUAUGGAGUCAAGGACUUCUCUGAUUCUAGUUUGUGUCUAGCGGAAGAUGCAAUAUUGAUGUAUAUUGCAUACUGGUGAAGUUGCAGUAUAUCACAAGCAUUUCUCCCUUUACCACUGUGACUCUGACUUAAUAAAGGAAAAUCUGCCAAGUAUACUUCUCAGGCUGGAGCAAGUAACACCUGACAUGGUAAAUUACCUUCCAAAGAAGUAGACAGGAAUCACAUUGUAUUUUCAGAUUGUGUUUUUAGUAAGUGUUAUUCAUUUAUAUCCAGCUCUUUAUUACACAUCUCCUAAGAUAAAAUAAUUGACUUAGACUGAGCUGCGAAAAAAAGCCUGCAGUAUAGUUACGCUUUGGGAAAAUUUUUUAAGGGGAUCUAAAAACAUGUUUUUAGCCCAUGUAAAAUAUUUAAUGGGGGAAGUUAGAAUUGUUCAGUAAAUAAUACCAUACUAUUAGUUUUAAUUGAGUUUAGUACUUUUUAAAAUAACCCUCUGCUGCUAUUUUGAAGAGAUCAGCUGGGAACUUUUAACAGAGUUUAUGACAUUGUGUUAAUGGGAAUGAAAUUGUACUAGACAAUCCAGUUUCCUUACUCUAUCCCACCUCCUAACCAAAUUUUCUCACUAGCCUAAAUUUUACAUUCCUGAUUUGAUUUGUCAAUAAGCUCUUGGAUUAUAUAUGCUCCAAUUUAUAGAUAGUGUCUAAAUUAUAUAGUAUACUUUUCUAACUUCAAAAUUUAAUAAUGUCCUAUUUAUGAUGAGUCAUUUCUGUGAAUUUGCUACAUAGUGUUACCUGGUUAAAAUCUCUAAAUAGAAUCAAAGCAUUCUUAGAGGCAAAUUUACUAUUGUACGGUAGAGGAAUUUUUUUCUCUUUUCUAAAUUCAAUGUUAAUAUUUGCUCACUAAUGUGAAACUGGAUAUGGCAAAAAUAUUUUAAGGAUUAGUCCCCCCAGUUACUCAAAUUUCCCAGAGUGUUACAAGAUCAAAGAAUAGUUAUUGGACUUCCAACACUUGUCAAAGGGGGAUGGCGAGUGAAUUAUUUUACCCAGAGCUAUUUCACUCUGUGUUAUAGCAGAUGAUGUCAAUAUUUUCAAAGCCACAAUACACAUCUUAUUUUAACUCUGUAGACUAUGUAAAAUUUUGAUAGUCUGUAGCAUGCCAAAAUGCAGAGGUGUAAAUAGAAUCAUUCACAGGGAGUCUUUCUUUUAUUUCUUUCCCCCAUUUGGAGGUUCCAUUAAUAAUGGGUAGUCUUUCCAGAAAUAAAGUCAAAAGCUACUUAUUGAAAUAUACUUGAGGAUGCCUGGGUCCAGGAGUUUGAAGAAAUAAAAAUAGUUAUUAAUUAAUUGUUAGUAUUUGUCACUUUGAUAAGACAUAUCAUCAGAAGUGUUUUCUUAAAACUCCUGAUAUCUUCCAGAAAUGUUUUUUAGAUUGUCUGACAAAUGCCACUGCAACCAUCUUUAAUAACUAUUGUUAUUAAGAUCCAUUAGUUACAUAAAACCAUGGGAGAUACAAGAAAAAAAAUGGCAGUAUUAGUCAUCAAUCUUUCUAGGAAGAUACUUUCAAAUCAGACUCUUUUUUUCAUGUUUACACAUUGAUGUUCUAACUCUUUAUCCCUAAAUUUAAAAAUUACCUUUUUAAGACAGCAACCAUUCUAACAGUCAUUUAAAGGCAUGUAAUUUUUUUUAAUGAACAGCCUUUAGAAAGAACUUAAUCCUUCUCUUCAGAUGCUUUACUCUAACUCACAUACUUUACGUCAUUCCAUAGACGUAAAGAUAUGAAAAUUAUUUUAUAAGUGAAUAGUUAUAAUUCAAACCCAUAAUGCAAGCUGAGUCUCAGAUCAACUUGCUCCUAACAAAAGAGAAGGAAAAAAGAGUGAUUUAAUUGUUAUGUGUAUAUAUAGUUUGAAAACAAAGUGUUUAAUAUUUAUAAAACAUCUCACUUUCCCAAGAGGUAGUCCUUAGAGGCAAAAAUUAGUAUAUUAUAAAUACUUUAUUAUUCAUUGAAUUCCAAAUACAUCUGCUACAGAUUAUUAGCCUCUCUGUACGUUGCCUAAUGUAAAUGUAUCUGCUCCGAAAAAUUUACGGAAAAAGUAUCUAUUUCAGGUUAUUUCCAGGGCUUCAUCUGGACAUCUGUUCUACAUUUGUAUAUAAAGUUUUUAGCCUCAUAAUGUUCAUUCAAUGUAUAAUGUUCUGACAGAAUUUUAAUUACAUAGCUUCAAAAAUUACAUACUCACUCUGAUUGGAUGUUUCUAGUUAUAGACACAAUUCAUUUCUGAAUUUAUACCAACAUUUGAAAGUCAGCCAGUGUAUAACACAUAUGACAGUUUUUGACUUUAGCAGGAGUUUAAAGGUGUUAUAAUCUUGGCUAAAAUGGCUCUGGCUUUUUCAGAAAGACAUCUGAAGCCCAAAACAAACUUUUGAAAGUAUUGCCACAUUUCCCCAUGCCUAUUUAAUCAAUUCCAACCUUUGAGGAGACUUCUGGUGUUUGUAAGACCUAUUUCACAUUGCACUAGAAUACACCGGUCCAUACAGAUUAUUCGUAUCCGUGAAACAGAAUCUGUCUUCCAGUUCCAGAUUAUUCAAUUCAUGUUAGGACAAAAGCAAAAAUGGAUCAACCUGUUCUCCAUCAAAUAAUUUUAAAACAAUGAAUAAUCUAUUGUUUAGGUGUCUAUAUGCCUCUGUUUAGUUAUAUUUGAAUUACUAAACACUGUCAUCAAGCUGUACUUAGUCUAACCUAUUUUUCUUUCGCUAUUUUACGCAUAUUUUUAGACUUUAAUACUCAUCUUGGGUGAUGUUUACAACAAAGUGUUUUCCUUCAAGUUUCAGUAUAAAAACUCUUGGAUUAUUUGGGUCCUAGUUCCUUGCUUGGUCAUCUGUUAGCUAUUUUAAGUUGGUCUGUAAUUUCUGACGAGUUAUGUUUACAGCAAUAAAAUGCUUA
This is a messenger RNA of Kogia breviceps (pygmy sperm whale), 6968 nucleotides long. RefSeq names its product desmoglein 1 (gene DSG1). The record is from RefSeq and is a predicted model, not a curated record. Gene Ontology annotation, cellular component: desmosome; plasma membrane. NCBI's taxonomy places the organism in Eukaryota, Metazoa, Chordata, Mammalia, Artiodactyla, Physeteridae. Gene Ontology annotation, molecular function: gamma-catenin binding; calcium ion binding. Gene Ontology annotation, biological process: homophilic cell-cell adhesion.